UAAAUGUUGACUGCUUAUAAAACAGACAUUCGUCAUUUUUUUUCUUCGCUUUCCCUUUUCUUCUGCUCUCUUGAUGACAAAGGACGAAAUAAGCAAGGCACAGAAUCUGAGUUAUGUCAUUAGAUCUGGUGUUGCUGGUGGAGUAGCUGGUUGCAUGGCGAAAACAGCGAUAGCACCGUUAGAUAGAAUAAAGAUAUUAUUUCAAUCAAGAAAUCCUAUAUUUGAACGAUAUGCUGGCACAUUUACCGGCGCAUUUAAAGCAGGCCAUGAAAUAUAUAAAAAUGCAGGACUCAUUGGAUUAUUUCAAGGUCAUUCAAUGACAUUGAUUCGAAUAUUUCCUUAUGCAGCCAUUAAAUUUGUCACUUAUGAGCAAUACCGUGCAAUACUGAUGCCUACAAGAGCCAAAGAGACGCCGGCAAAACAAUUCGUAGCUGGUUCUUUAGCAGGUGUAACAUCUGUAUUCUUUACUUACCCACUUGAUCUCAUUCGCGUGCGCUUGGCUUAUGAUGUAAAAGAAGGAACAAGUCGGCCGACGCUAUCGGGGACAAUACGACAGAUUUAUAAUGAACCAGCGGCAACACAACGCAUGAAUGGACAUUUUCACCUAGCUAAUUUCUAUCGAGGGUUUUUACCUACCGUGGCAGGCAUGAUUCCCUAUGCAGGUGUAUCAUUUUGGACAUAUCAUCUUGUUACUCGAUUAUGUAGAUAUAACCCCACCGUGAGCAAGUAUACUAGAAUACCCUUGAAUUAUACAGCAGAUGAUUCCGAUUUAACACCAAGCCAACGUAAGGCACUAUCAAAGCCCCCUCUCAAGACAUGGGCCGAGUUAUUAUGCGGUGGUACGGCUGGUCUGGUGGCUCAAACGAGCAGCUACCCUUUAGAAGUCAUUCGUCGACGAAUGCAAGUGGGUGGACUACUCAACCCAGAUAAAUUUGUUGGAUUUAUAGAAACAACCAAGGAUAUCUAUAAAGUGAAAGGUAUCAAAGGAUUCUACGUGGGCCUAAGUAUUGGGUACAUAAAGGUUGUUCCCAUGGUAGCUGUCAGUUUUGCAGUCUAUGAACGAAUGAAGAGAUUGUUAGAGAUAGACUAGUUGUAUAUUUUAGAAUAUAUUUGUGUAAAUAAAUGCCUUUUUUAAUGCUAUGGUAGAAUAGAGAACAUGAGAUAGGACAUGUUUUAAAAUCAUUUACAAACAGAGAAUAAGCCUCGCCUCAUGUUUGUAAGAUCCAUGUCUCUCUCUGUUAUCUCUGGUUUAUUAUCAAAACAGACGUAAUGGAAUGAGUGUAAAUGAUGAAAACAG
Molecule: messenger RNA, 1297 nt
Organism: Rhizopus microsporus ATCC 52813
Lineage: Eukaryota; Fungi; Mucoromycota; Mucoromycetes; Mucorales; Rhizopodaceae
Product: mitochondrial carrier
Exons: 5
Coding region: 74-1090 (338 amino acids)
Biological process (GO): transmembrane transport
Source: RefSeq, a predicted model, not a curated record